Molecule: messenger RNA, 1140 nt
Organism: Penicilliopsis zonata CBS 506.65
Lineage: Eukaryota; Fungi; Ascomycota; Eurotiomycetes; Eurotiales; Aspergillaceae
Exons: 2
Coding region: 1-1140 (379 amino acids)
Biological process (GO): methylation
Cellular component (GO): mitochondrion
Molecular function (GO): methyltransferase activity; nucleic acid binding
Source: RefSeq, a predicted model, not a curated record
AUGCCGCGUCUCAAUACAUUCUCUAUCCUGCAAGCGUACCGGCGAGAUCCUCUCCUUCCCCUAUUGUUGAGGGAAUGUCGCUCCGUUGGUUCUGCGCGAAACGAACUGCACUGGCUUCGUCAACAUGCUCUCGGGUCAAGAAGGCCGGAUGUCUCCCAGAUCUAUAAGUCUUUGGGGGACACACGUUAUGGAUGGAGAAGCCAGCUCAAAUCUAUGUGCCGGGAACGUUCUAGGGGGAAGCCGCUUCAAUACAUACUUGGAAAUCAGCCAUUUGGUGACUUGGAUAUUCUAUGCCGAAAGGAUGUUCUUAUUCCCAGGUCCGAUACGGAAUCUUACACGCUUCGUGCCGCACGACUCAUAUUGAAGACAUUUUCGACCCAUGGCCAGCACCCUUCUUCUCAUCUUAGACCCUUGCGCGUACUCGACUUGUGUAGCGGGACAGGCUGCAUACCCUUGCUUUUGCACGCACUCCUCGCUCCUCAUUUCAAAAGCAUGAGUAUCGUUGGAUUUGACAUCAGUGCUAAAGCUUUGGCAUUGGCCAAUGACAACAUUAUGCAUAACGUGCGGCUUGGGUCACUUGAUGAACGCGCAAUUCAUGAAGUUCGUUUCUACCAGGGUAACAUCCUGGAUAGGCGGUUUGAUCAAAUACUCGAGUCUGCUUCACAAGGACUUCUCCAGCUUGCAGCUAACAACUCGUCGUGUACAUACGACAAGUCUCUUAAGUAUGAUAUCCUGAUUUCCAACCCACCAUAUGUAUCUGCCACAUCCUAUCGCGAUGGUACUACUACGCGUAGUGUGAGAAGGUAUGAGCCAAAAAUCGCAUUGGUACCUCUGAUGGGGCAUCAUGACUUGCUUUCGACUACAGACUACAAAAUGGAAGAUACCUUUUACUAUCCGAUUUUGUUACUGGCCUUCAAACUUGAGGCUAAAAUAACUGUUCUGGAAUGUGGUGAUCAUGAGCAAGCUGACCGUAUUGCAUAUCUUUGCCGUAAGAUGGCAAGGACAAAAAUGAAUGGCGUUUGGCACAUCCAAAUUUGGGAUUGUGAUUGGGAGGACAAAGAUGGUAAGAGCAGCCAUUCAAAAAUUGGAUCAAGGGCCGUCAUUCUUCAAAGGCUGCUUCCUAAUGCAGUAUUAGACUAA